AUGCUAUCUGCAGGUACCAGCUACAUUCAGCACGCCAACAGGGGUGCCAAGUACCAGACAGACGCCGCUUCCCUGCUGAGCACUGUCCCAGUUACCUUGGGCCUUAAGGUGAUGAAUUACCUCCGAUACUUGUCAGCAUUCACGUCACUAACUGCCAUAUACCCGCAGCCUGAUCCAAACGUUAUUGAAGCUGAUGCAAAGAAUCUCAUUGACUUCGUCGCUCUGAUUCGUGGUUGGGAGCCACUAGUUGACGAUGUUUGCUAUGUAUGGGUUUCUACAGACCAUGAUGAAAUUGAGAAGGUUGCAAAGCAGUUUGGCGCUCAAGUUCAUCGCAGAAGCCCCGAAGUAUCUCAAGACUCCUCAACUUCUCUAGAAGCUAUCAGAGAAUUUCUUAAUCAUCAUCAUGAGGUUGAUAUUGUAGGAAAUAUACAAGCAACAUCUCCCUGUUUACAUCCCAGUGAUCUUAUAAAAGUGGCAGAUCUGAUCCAGAAGGAGGGGUUUGAUUCUGUCUUCUCUGUUGUGAGACGGCAUCAAUUUAGAUGGAGCGAGGUAAAAAAAGGAGAAAACAAAACGACAGAGCCCCAAAACCUGAAUCCAGCAAAACGGUACCGGAGGCAAGAUUGGCCUGGGGAGCUGUAUGAAAAUGGCUCAUUUUAUUUUGCCAAGAGACAUUUGAUUGAGAAAGGCUACUUGCAGGGUGGUAAAAUGGCCUACUAUGAAAUGCGUGCAGAGCACAGUGUGGAUAUUGAUAUAGACAUUGAUUGGCCUAUUGCAGAGCAGAGAGUACUGAGCUUUGGAUAUUUUGGCAAAGAGCCAUUAAAAGAGGUGAAGCUAUUGGUUUGCAGUAUUGAUGGAUGCCUGACAAAUGGUCGCAUUUAUGUGACAGAAGAUCAGAAGGAAAUGGUCUCCUACGAUUAUAGAGAUACUGUUGGUAUCGAUCUAUUAAAGAAAAGAGGAAUCCAGGUUCGACUCAUCUCUGAAAGAGAUUGUUCAAAAACACUGUCAGCCAUGCAGCUGGGAUGUGUAGCAAAAGUUAGUGCAACAAAUAAAUUACAAGUUCUGGAGGACUGGCAAAAAGACAUGGGUUUGAGCUGGAAAGAAGUCGCUUAUUUAGGAAAUGAAGAGUCUGAUGUGGAAUGCCUGAAGAAAGCUGGCAUGAGUGGUGUGCCUGCUGAUGCUUGUGCAGUUGCUCAGAAGGCUGCUGGUUAUAUUUGUAAAAGCAAUGGUGGCUGUGGAGCUGGCAGGGAGCUUGCAGAACACAUAUUCCUGUUACUAGAAAAAGUGAACGCUGCAAGAAAGCAAAUGGGAGAAAAACAGGAGAGGAAAUAAGGAACUAAUGAAAAAAGAGUAACACAGUUGGUCAAUCCCGCUUUUCUUCUCCUCUUCCUCUCUCAGUAAGUCUGUAUCCCAAAGGGUGGCUUAUCUUUCAAGUUUUACAUUGCAGUAGAGUUAAAAAGAUGUUUCCCUCUUUAAUUAGAGGUCACACUUAAGUGCUGAUAUUCAUGAUUGUAUGCUGAUAAUCAUGAUCAUAUUCAUGAUCGUUUUAUAAGCCAUUUAAGUGCAAUGGAAGGAAUGCUACAAAAGGUAGUGUCCUGUAAAUCUACUCUUAAUCAUUACACCUGUCCUACAGGAAUGAUGCGUCUUUAUUUCAUAAUCCGAAUAUUUUCGGGGAUCAGUGAUUUUUGCAUUACUUGAGGAUUUGUAAUUCAGACUUUCAAAAAAAAAAACAACUUUCUGUCAGUUUUACUCAUUUUAUUUACACUUCCUCUAUCAAAUGUCAGUAUGAUGUUGUAGUUGUGUGCUUGCUUUUUACAGGAUUUGUCCCUAGUAAGGAAGAGUUUUAGCAUAUGCUGGAGAGGUCAGGUGUAAAAUAACUAUCAAACUUCUUCCUACGUUUUCAAGACAUCUCAGUUACUAUAAAACCAGUUAAUAUUAGUUAAGAAAAGCACUUAAGCAUGUGUUCAAUUUUAAGCUCAUAAAUAAUUAAAUGGCAUUUGGAAUUGUGCCUCUUAUCUUUGAAUCUGUUUAUAUUGGGGUUUAUUGAAGUGCUUAAAUUAACAUACCCAAAUGCUUUGCCAAAUUUGGAGUUAAAUUUCCCAUUAACUUUGAGAUCUUUCCUUUGCAAAAAUUUGGUUUCUUUCUGUGAAGGCUUUAUUACAACCACUAAUGAUUAAAAAUAAAAUAAAAAAAUCUUUAUUGUAUGGAAAAGUAACUGCUGUUUAAAAAAACCCAAAACAUAGUUGUUGAUUGUGAGUUUAUAUAAAAUAUAUAUUUAGAUGAUUUUUAGCAUGUUAAUUUAAAGCUGGUGUAUAUGUAUGUUUGUAUUUAUGUACAAUACAAUUUUUACUGUGUCUUUAUUUAAAGAACUCAGCUACCUGUAAAAAGUUGUAGAACUGACACUAAAAAUAUGCAUCAGUUUUCAAUCCUGCUAUUUAUCAGUGAAUCAGGUUCUGCCUUGGGUUAUGCUAAAAAAUAAAGAAUACCCGUGGUACACAGGCAAUUACUACUGAGGUGAAUAAUAACGGCUUGUCAUUUUAUUUUGUUUCUCUGCUAAAUAGACCACUCCCAAUAUAAUAUCACCUGAUAUAUUGCCCUCUGUUGAUUAACUUUGUGUUUUACUUCCUUUUACAAAGCAAAAUUUUAAACUGAAAUUCUUUUACCACCUAUCUACAGUAGCAAGGUUAACAGGUGAAUAGUUUACUGUACUAAUCGGCUCUAAGUUACCAUUUAAGUAUUUCCUUUCAAUGAGAUUUUAGGGUUCUGUGCUGGAUAAAUCCCAUAGACUUUGAUAACAGGAGAGCCACAUUUUGGACAGAACUAUGGACUUUGGUACAGGUAGAUGAAUUAUUUUAGUUUUAUAGACUAUGUGGUAAAGCUUCAGAAGUCCGGAUUGGAUGAACAAUUCAGGUUUGAUAAUGUCAUAUAGAAUUGGCCAAGUUUUCAGUUACUUCACUUUGUCAUCGUCAAGUAACUUGCCGAUUUUGAUUUCAAGAACAGUUUCCUGUGAAUAGAUAGCUUUAAACAAGGUGACUCUGAUGAACUUAGUUCCCAUUCCUUUUACGUUAGAGAACGUAAAAAUAUGAGUAAAUGCAAUUACAAUAGAAAUAUGAGUUGGCAGUACUGUUUGUAGUUUACUGUUUGAAUCAAGAACUCUUCUAAUGUUUCAGCUGCUUGCUGAAUGUGCCGCAUAUGCAUUGGGGGUCUGAUACAUGUACAAAUUUGGGGUAAAAAUAAAUGCAGAAACACUUUUGGAUGAGUGUUGGUAAUGGGCAGAAAGAAAUGGUAGCUGAUAUAUGUGUUUUCACUGUGACAAAUUCUCAUUCAGAAAAAGGUGGUAUAAUCUUACAUUGGACAUAUAGGAAGAAUAUGAAGAAUAAAAGAGCUCUAGAGAUUAUUUACAAAACAAAGCCGGUUCGAGGAUAUGGGAGAUGCACAAUCUGCUGCCUGAAAGGUUCAGAUUUAUAUUGGUCACCCUCAAGGGAAAGCCUAACUAUAAACUAGAGUAGCAUGAGGGAUGUCUUAACUACUCUUGAUUUUUACAGAAGAUCCUCAAUCAUAUGAAGGAUUUAGGGGUCACAGAGGGGCAGAGAUAGUGAGAAUAACUUUAACAGUCACCUUAAAGGGGAAAUCCCGGGUUCUGGGCAGGCUUCAAAAGUGUAGUAUCUUUUGCCAAUGACUGUUGUUUCAGUAUGGAUCCUGGCACCGUGAUUGCCUUUUAUUAGAGGUGUGUAGUUCACUCAGACUAGAUUUCAGUGGUCUUUUUUGUUAUAGUGGGCUAAUUUUGGAAAAAUCUCUUUUGGUCAUGUGAGCGCUUGUUUUUUUACUUUAAAUUGCCUAGUAUAUUAA
Molecule: messenger RNA, 3846 nt
Organism: Pygoscelis adeliae (Adelie penguin)
Lineage: Eukaryota; Metazoa; Chordata; Aves; Sphenisciformes; Spheniscidae
Gene: CMAS
Product: cytidine monophosphate N-acetylneuraminic acid synthetase
Exons: 10
Coding region: 1-1329 (442 amino acids)
Molecular function (GO): N-acylneuraminate cytidylyltransferase activity
Source: RefSeq, a predicted model, not a curated record